GUCUGUAGAGAUGCCUUCCCCGUUUGUGUACUUGGAUUUGGCCUCAUGAGAGUGUAAUGAUAAAAAAAUAGUGUGGGAGAGUGGUUUUCUCAGUCUUAGAUACAGGACAUAGAGAGGGACAGUGCGGGCGUGGGUGCGUGGGGUGGGUUUACUUACUGUGCUUUUAUUCCGGUUGUCUGAAAUCUUCUUUUGGGUUGUUCAUUUUCUCCGGUAGCAUCUAUUAAGAAACUCAUGCUGUCCUAAAGCAGAUCUGCCUAUGGAAGUGCCAAAACAUAAAGGUUACAUCUGAAGAUCAAGUUCCAGUUUGAUGAUGGAUCCUGAGUUAGGAAGGGGUUUGAAUCCUCAAAAGAAGGAUUCUUGGAAGGCACUCUUGCUUUUAGCAUAUCAGAGCUUAGGUGUGGUAUAUGGGGAUUUGAGUAUAUCCCCUUUGUAUGUAUAUAAAAGCACCUUUGCAGAGGAUAUAACACAUUCCGAGACAAAUGAGGAGAUUUUUGGUGUGCUUUCAUUUGUGUUCUGGACUCUUACCCUUGUCCCUCUUUUCAAGUAUGUUUUCAUAGUUCUUAGAGCUGAUGACAACGGUCAGGGUGGUACUUUUGCUCUGUAUUCUUCAAUAUGCAGGCAUGCCCAAGUAAGCCUUCUGCCUAACAAACAGAUUGCAGAUGAAGAACUCUCUACUUACAAACUAGAAAGCCCUCCAGAAACAAAGAAUAGGUCAAGGGUGAAAAUUUGGCUUGAGAGGCAUAAGAACUUGCACAUUGCCCUGCUAGUAGUGGUUAUGCUUGGUACCUGCAUGGUAAUUGGAGAUGGUGUACUCACUCCAGCCAUAUCAGUUUUUUCUGCAGUUUCAGGGCUUGAGCUGGCCAUGUCUAAGCACCACCAUGAAUAUGCUGUGGUUCCGAUUACUUGUUUCAUAUUAAUUUGUUUAUUUGCACUCCAACACUAUGGUACCCAUCGGAUUGGAUUUCUAUUUGCUCCAAUUAUUCUGACUUGGCUACUGUGCAUCAGUGCACUUGGCAUCUAUAAUAUUGCUCACUGGAACCCACAUGUCUAUCAAGCACUUUCCCCGUAUUACAUGUUUAAAUUCUUGAAGAAGACCAAAAAGGGAGGCUGGAUGUCCUUGGGUGGAAUUUUACUAUGCAUAACAGGAUCAGAGGCAAUGUUUGCAGAUCUCGGCCACUUCUCAUACACUGCAAUUCAGAUUGCUUUCACUUCACUAGUUUAUCCAGCUCUGAUUCUGGCAUACAUGGGUCAAGCUGCUUAUUUAUCAAAACACCAUAAAAUCUACACAAGUUACCAGAUUGGCUUUUAUGUCUCAGUUCCAGAGAGUGUAAGGUGGCCUGUGCUUGGACUAGCAAUACUAGCUUCAGUGGUGGGAAGCCAGGCAAUCAUCAGUGGAACAUUCUCUAUCAUAAACCAGAGCCAAUCGCUUGGUUGCUUUCCUCGAGUGAAAGUAGUCCAUACUUCUGAGAAAAUUCAUGGGCAGAUCUAUAUCCCAGAGAUCAAUUGGAUGCUCAUGAUCCUCUGCAUAGCAGUUGCUGUUGGCUUUAGAAACACAAAACACAUGGGCAAUGCUUCUGGACUAGCAGUAAUCACCGUUAUGCUGGUUACCACAUGCCUUACUUCUCUGGUCAUGAUCCUUUGCUGGCAUAAACCCCCACUCCUGGCCCUUGCUUUUCUUCUAUUCUUUGGCUCCAUUGAGGUCCUCUACUUUUCUGCCUCCCUCAUCAAAUUUCUUGAGGGUGCCUGGCUCCCCAUCCUUCUUGCUCUCUUCCUCAUGGCUGUCAUGUUUGUCUGGCACUACACCACAAUCAAGAAGUAUGAGUUUGACCUGAGCAACAAGGUUUCCUUAGAAUGGCUCCUGGUGCUUGGUGACAAGCUCGGUAUCAUCCGUGUUCCUGGCAUCGGUCUUGUGUACACUGAUCUCAUCUCUGGCAUUCCUGCUAACUUCUCUCGCUUUGUCACCAACCUCCCGGCAUUCCACCACAUACUAGUUUUUGUCUGUGUCAAAUCUGUUCCUGUCCCUUUUGUGCCUCCUGCAGAAAGAUACCUUGUGGGUCGUGUUGGACCGCCAAAUCACCGGUCAUAUCGAUGCAUUGUUCGAUAUGGCUACCGUGAUGUCCACCAAGACAUCGACUCUUUCGAGUCUCAGCUCAUUGCUAGUUUAUCUGAAUUCAUACGAUCUGAAGCAUCAUAUGGUGGCCCUCGGUCUAGCAAUUCGAUGGAUGGGGGUGAGGACAGACUCACUGUUAUUGGAAGCAAUGCAUUCGCAUGCCCUUCCAGAUACGAUUUUGAGGAGAAUAUCCAACCAGCAGGUGUGUCCAUUGAGUUCCACUCUGAGGGGAAUGCGACGGAAUUGUUGCCUGUUAGUAUGGGGAAGAAGGUUCGGUUCUUUUUAGAGGAUGACCAUAGCUCAGAAUUGGAGAAGCAUGCGAGGGAAGAGCUCGAGGAGCUAUGUGUGGCACGUCAAGCAGGGACUGCAUUCAUACUGGGGCAUUCACACGUGCGAGCAAAGCCGGGUUCAUCCAUCAUGAAGAAGUUGGCGAUCGAUGUUGUGUACAAUUUCCUUGGAAGGAAUUGCCGGGGCCCAGACGUGGCACUGCGAGUGCCUCCAGCAUCGCUGCUUGAGGUUGGGAUGGUUUAUGUAUUAUGAGAUGAAGCCUGUGCAGCCAUCUAAGGUCAUCCCUUCCAAAGUGUUCAGGGAAUCUACUAUUUCAUUUCCAGAAAAUAUAAGAGUGAUGGUGUGCCAGUUGUUAUAAAAUCUUCGCAGUGUCUUGAGGGCUACUGUCUGAGGUCAAGAUUGUGUAUGUAUUUUGUGCUGAAGCCUGUGCAGCUGUGUGAGUAAGAUCAUCCCAGCCAAAAUGUUAAGGAAUGCACCAUUAAAUGUUAGGAAAAUGUAGGAGUGACACCGACUGUUAUUGCAACAUCAUGGCCUUAAGAAUUUACAAUGGGUAUCUGACUGUUAGAUCUUACCUCAAGAAAGUGAAUAGGUGUAAUGGGAGCACCUCUCUUUUUAAAA
Molecule: messenger RNA, 3016 nt
Organism: Elaeis guineensis (African oil palm)
Lineage: Eukaryota; Viridiplantae; Streptophyta; Magnoliopsida; Arecales; Arecaceae
Source: RefSeq, a predicted model, not a curated record